Messenger RNA from Peniophora sp. CBMAI 1063, 1053 nucleotides. The record is from the annotation of a GenBank genome assembly. NCBI's taxonomy places the organism in Eukaryota, Fungi, Basidiomycota, Agaricomycetes, Russulales, Peniophoraceae.
AUGGGCUGGGUCGGACAGAGUCUCAUCGUGACUGGCGCUGCCGCUUUCGGCUGGAUUCUUGCUCGGGCUUCCGCCGACCCACCCGAAGAUCCUCAGUUGCCCCGCUAUGCACCUCCCACGAGGCCACCUGUGCAACACUACGGCUCAACCGCAGAGACCGAUCGAUCCUAUGACGCUGCUCAGAUCUUCGACUUACAGGCGCAGGUCCGAGUAGGGCAGGACAGCAUCUCUGCGUUGAAAGCGAGGGUUCACUCCCUGUCGGUAGCACUGAGAGCCGCAGAGAGGGGUGAGGAAUUGAUGAUGCUGCGCGCAGACGUGAGAAACAGAGAGUCCGUUAUGGUUACACUUAACGCACAGCUAGAGACGUUGAGGAACCAAGCACGAGUCAAAGAAAAUGCCACAUCAGUUGCAGAGGCACAAGCUGCGCGGCUCUCAGUGGCGCUCGAGAGGACCAAUGCCGACGUGAGACGGCUAAGGGCGUUGUCGAUGGACACAAGAAACAGUGACGCCAUCAUCGUAUCGCUAGAGUCACAGUUAGAGGCAUUGCGGGCUCAAGUCCGAAGCAACGACACUACCAUAUCAACUCUCGAGUCCGAGAUCAUCUCCCUGGUGGCAACACUGCAGAGUCUUGGCAACGUCCAAUGCGACCGUUGUACCCCUCCCGCCAGUGUAGUAACGGAAAUGGCGCGAGGUAAAUGGUUUCGUCGGCAGGCUGAUACGCUCAAUGAGGAGGCUGGCAAGCUUUUUUUCAACGCUCAUAAUCCUGAACUCGUUGGAGCACGGGCGAGGCUACGGAAUGAAAUGCGCAUCGACUUGCAUCAUCAAUUCCGCGCCGCUGCUGUCGAGUAUGUCACGAAAUACGCUACUUCGGCACGCGAUCAAGGAUUCGAUAAGCUCAUCUUCAUCGUUGGAAGAGGACUUCAUUCUGAAGACAAUGUACCGAAGCUUCGACCAUUAGUCCUGGAAACGCUCCGGAGUAUGGACAUGGAAGCUCAUUCACCACGGAGUAAUCCAGGAGAGAUAAUAGUCAAACUGCAAACGAGGGUAGAAUAG